AUGGAGUCACUCACUAAAUCAUUCGAUGAAAAAGAAUGGGUUGUUCGAGUUAGUCGAACGUUAGAUGAAGAGCUUGAUGAGGAAAUGAAUAUUUCAGUUAGUAUCUUCAACGUUCCAAAACCGCUUUUGAAUAGCAACCCUCAUUCUUAUGUUCCACAACAACUUGCAAUUGGGCCUUACAAUGAUUACACUCCUCAGCACUGUGAAAUGGAGAGACGGACUCGAUACCAGAGGUACCUCGAUCUCAAUUGUGACACUCUGGCUUGGAUCAUGGCUUUGGAUGCUUGUUUCUUGCUCGAAUUCCUCCGGGUUUUCGCCAUUAGAGAAGAAGGGAAAAAAAUCGCGCAUAAUGCGAUUUUGAGAGACAUUGUGAUGUUGGAGAAUCAAAUUCCUAUUUUCCUGUUGAGGCAAGCGUUGGAAUUCCAAUUUUCAUCGUUGGAUUUGGCUGAUGAACUGCUGGUUUCGAUGCUGAUUGGAUUUUGCGACCAGAUUUCGCCGUUCAAAGGAACUAUAGAUGGAUUGACUAAUGCUCAAUUGCUUCUAAUAAAAUGUGCUCAUUUGCUAGACAUUUUGUACCAUACCAUCGUGCCCAAAUUUCAAGAACUAUCUGUCACACCUAAUAUUGAUACUACCGAAAUUGAUGAUGAGGAGGAACAAGAUGAUGUAGAACAACUCAAAGGCUCUGGAGAAAUUAGAAGAUCUUUCAAAAAAUCAGGCAAUGUUCAGAAAGUUUUUGGUACGAUUCGUAAGGCUUUCUCGUGUUUGAAUAAGGUUCAGUCGUUGGAACAACCAAUAGACAACAUCUUGUCUAAGGCCGCUUUUGAGAGGCCUCUCUUGAUGGAAGAAAUCGUGAUCCCAUCCGUCACCGAGCUCUCCAAAGCCGGAGUCAAAUUUUCACCGACUUACACCGGCAUCUUUAGCAUCAAAUUCGAUGUUAUAACCACAACAUUCUAUCUCCCCAUGGUUACUUUAGACGUGAAUUCCGAAAUCAUGUUCCGGAAUCUAGUGGCAUACGAAGUGUGUAGCGCUUCGGGUCCACUGAUAUUCACUCGAUACACGGAAUUAAUGAACGGGAUUGUUGACACCGAUGAGGAUGUAAAGAUUCUAAGGCAAAAUGGGAUCAUUGUGAACCAUUUGAAGAGUGAUAAGGGUGUGACAAAACUUUGGAAUGGGAUGAGCAGAUCGAUUAGGCUUACAAAGGUUGAUUUUUUGGACAAAACCAUUGGAGAAGUGAAUAAGUAUUACAAUGGCAGUUAUCCCUCCAAAAUUCCAGCAAAUACACGAAAUCCCACUUCAGACUUCACUAAAAAUGCCCCAAAACCACCAUCAAAAUCCAAUCUUUCCAUUCCUAAAACCCUUCCCAAAACCUCCCCUGAUUCCCGUGACCUUCUGGAUUUAAACCCCUCAAUAGUUCUUGAAAUGCUCUAUUGUUAUGGAAAUGACUGGCAAAAGGCGUUGGAAUUCUUCAUUUGGGCUGAAAAUGAACCUGGGUUCCAACACACGACUGAAACUUACAAUCGGGUCAUUGACAUUCUUGGUAAGUUUUUUGAGUUUAAUACUGCCUGGAGUUUGAUUGAGAGAAUGGGAACGAAGUCACCUGAUUCGAAGCCCGAUCGGGCGACAUUUCGUGUUAUGUUUAAGCGUUAUGUUUCUGCGCAUCUAGUUAAAGAAGCUAUUGAUACUUUUAGAAGAAUGGAAGAAUUUGAUUUGAAAGAUGAAGUUUCCUUUUCUAAUUUGAUUGAUGCUCUGUGCGAGUAUAAGCAUGUUAUAGAAGCUGAAGAGUUGUGCUUCGGAAAGAAUAAGGAUUUCGAUGAAGUGAAGUACUAUAAGUUAGAUACGAAGAUCUAUAAUAUUAUUCUCCGUGGGUGGUUUAAAAUUGGGUGGUGGAAGAAAUGUAGAGAGUUUUGGGAAGAAAUGGAUAAAAGGGGAGUUCAGAAAGACUUGCAUUCUUAUUCUAUUUAUAUGGAUAUACUGUGCAAAAGUGGAAAGCCCUGGAAGGCUGUGAUGUUGUACAAGGAGAUGAAGCGGAAGAGGAUCAAACUGGAUGUCGUGGCGUAUAACACGGUUAUUCGGGCUAUUGGGAUUUCAGAUGGGGCUGAUGUGUCAAUUAAGCUUUACCGUGAGAUGAUUGAAUUGGGUUAUGAACCCAAUGUUGUGACCUACAACACUAUUAUCAAGCUUUUGUGUGAUUAUGGUAGGAACAGCGAAGCAUAUAAUAUGCUCAAUGAGAUGUUCAGGAAGGGUUGUAAGCCGGAUGUUAAAACUUACCAUUGCUUUUUCAAAUGUUUGCAAAAGCCACAGGAGAUUUUGGAUUUGUUUGAUAGGAUGCUUAAAGCUGGAGUGCAGCCGAGCAUGGACACAUACGUUCUGCUUAUGAGGAAGUUUGGAAGGUGGGGCUUUCUCCGACCUGUAUUUCUUGUUUGGAAUAAGAUGGAAGAGCUCGGGGUGAGUCCAGAUGAGUUUGCAUACAAUGCUCUAAUUGAUGUUUUGGUGCAAAAGGGCAUGUUAGAUAUGGCGCGCAAGUAUGAUGCUGAAAUGUUAGCAAAAGGACUCUCAGCUAAGCCCAGGGUAGAACUGGGGACCAAGCUCAUAACCAGAUCCUUUGCUGGACCCCGUGAACAUGGGAGUUUCUAUGCACCAGGCUGGCUUACAUGCAAGGUUCCUCUUGGAUGUGUAGACCAGACUGUUUCUCAGUUAGAAGGCAGUACCCUUCCUGAUUAUAUAACCCUUGAAGAAGAGCUUGAAGAAGAUACAGAGGUGCCUGUUAGCAUUUUCUAUGUUCCCAAACCCCUCAUGAUAAGUGAUCCAGAUUGUUACAGACCCCAACAAGUUGCAAUAGGUCCAUACCAUCACUGGCGAUCAGAACUUUACGACAUGGAAAGAUAUAAGCUUGCUUCAGCCAGAAGAACUCAAAAGCAGCUGCAGAAUCUCAAGUUUCAACAGCUGGUUGAUCGGUUAACAAUAUUUGAGCAUAGGAUCAGAGCUUGCUACCACAAGUACUUAGAUUUCAAUGGAGAAACCUUAGCUUGGAUGAUGGCCAUGGAUACAUGUUUCUUACUCGAGUUUCUUCAAACUUACGCGUCAAAAGAAGGUAGAGUGUUAACUAGAGUUUCAUCAAGAAUGUCACAUUUGGUUGAUAUUGCAGGGAGAAAAUCAGCACAUAAUGCAAUUCUUAGGGACAUUGUGAUGCUUGAGAAUCAGAUCCCGCUAUUUUUGCUGAGGAAAACAUUGGAACUCCAGUUAUCAUCGUUAGAAGUGGCAGAUAACAUCUUAUCAUCAACGUUAAUAGGAUUUUGCAAAGAGCUUAUGCCAUUCAAAAUGAUGGAAGAUCUUCCAAAUGUUAAAGUCGAUGAUUGUGUUCAUCUGCUAGACUUUUUGUACCAUGUUAUGGUGCCCACCUUAGAGGAACAGCGUGAAGUGACUGAAAUCGAUGAGGAAGUUGAAACAGUCAGAGAAACUGAAGAAAGUUGCAGUGGGAAAUCAUAUUACAUCAAAAAAUUUCUGCUUCUCCCCUGCAAAAUAUUGUCGAAAAUGAACAAAGCCCCGGUAAAUUUAAUCAAAAGAAUAAUGUUUUCAAGGCUUUUUAAAGUCGCAUUAAAGUUGCCUUGGAGUGUUAUCUCUAAUCUGCCUGGACUUAGACUCAUUACAAUGCCGAUUGAAUAUUUGUGCUUUUCUGAAGACAAAGAACAUGGGAAACAAGAAGAUCCUAUUACAGCUAAUUCUAACAUCGAUGAACCUCCAUUGGUGGAGGAAAUCACAAUCCCAUCUGUAGUUGAGCUUUCAAAAGCCGGUGUACAAUUCUUCCCUACAAAAGAAGGGAUUUUGAGCAUAAAGUUUGAUGAACAAUUGGUAGCAAUAUAUCUCCCUACAAUCAGUUUAGACGUGAACACUGAGAUUGUAUUGAGAAAUCUGGUUGCAUACGAAGCUUGCAACGCAUCAGGGCCGCUGGUUUUUACUCGUUACACGGAAUUAAUGAACGGGAUUAUCGACACUGAGGAGGAUGCAAAGCUUCUUAGGGAAAAAGGGAUCAUCUUGAAUCGAUUGAAGAGCGAUGAAGAAGUGGCAAACAUGUGGAAUGGGAUGACCAAAUCGGUUAGGUUGACAAAAGUACCAUUUUUGGACAAAGUGAUUGAAGAUGUGAAUCAGUAUUACAAUGGGAAAUGGAAGGUCAAGAUUGCUAAAUUCAUGGAGCUUUAUGUGUUUAAUUCAUGGCAGUUUCUCACGUUAAUGGCGGCUGCUCUUCUCUUGUUGUUGAUGACAUUUCAAGCGUUUUGUUCGAUUUACACUUGCUCACACAUUUUGCACUUUAAAAGAACCCAUUAA
Molecule: messenger RNA, 4323 nt
Organism: Oldenlandia corymbosa var. corymbosa
Lineage: Eukaryota; Viridiplantae; Streptophyta; Magnoliopsida; Gentianales; Rubiaceae
Source: the annotation of a GenBank genome assembly